UGGCAGUAUUUCUAUCCCUUACAGCUUCUCUUAUAGACUUCUUUGCUUCCUUGACCUCAGCGGCUGCACUCUCCAUCUCCUCGAGGCGUGUUUUGCCCCAGAUUGUCUUCCUGGUGUAUUACCUUGGCAUGAUGGCUUUUCUACAAUGUUUAUUGCAUUAAAAAAUAAAACAUAUGUAAUGCAAUAUUACAUUAAAAUCUUUAAGACUAAAUUUACCUUGUGCCUCAUGUCUCACUUUACCCCACUGGCACAUUUGAGAAAAAACAGAUCUCUCUUAGUAAUUCUCUUCACAUGGUUUUAUAUGUUAAUAGUUCAUCAACAUGAUGAACUAUGAUAUACGUUUUUUUUCUACCAGAAUCAAUUUGCUCUGGCACAACAGUUAAGUUAACAGCAGGAAAAUUUACUUUUACAAAAAUAUUUUUGUGAAAAAGCAUGCUCAUCACAGCACCAUGAGCUCCUCUCCUUCAUGGCCGAGGGGAAAUGGCAUGGGCUUAAGAACAUAAUGGUCACAUGACCACAAACGUGUUCCGUUGACUAGAUACAGGGGGUGUCUCACAUUACCCGAUAUCUCACAUUACCCUGUCUCCCCCAAACAUUACUCAAUGUGUGUGAUAGUGUGUUUGUGUUAGAGUGUGUGUGUGAGAGAGAGAGAGAGAGUGAAUGAGUGUGUGUGUGUGCGAGAGAGUGUGUUUGUGAGUGUAUAUAAACGUUGCUGCCCAAAGCAGGUGAACCGGAAGAACAAGUUAAAUGAAAACAACACUCACAUGUAGUUUGACAAGGAAGUUGGCUGUAACAGCGGGAGAAUUCUGUCACCAGGUGAACCGGAAGAACAGGUUAAAUGAAAGCAACACACACAGGUAGUUUGACAAGGAAGUUGGCUGUAGCAGAAUUCUUUCACGAGUACUUUUACUUGCUUUAAUGGAGGACAAGUAAAGCAGUACUGCCUCAAAAUGAGUGUCCACAAAGAAAGAGAGAAGAAGAGAACACCAGGAACAGAUUCUCCAGCGCCCAGCUGUGUGUCGAUGAAGAGUAACCAAUCUAUAACUCAGCCCCCUGGAGUCAGUGAUGGAGCAUCUGACUUACGGAGUCUAAGAACAGCAUCACCAGAACCCAGCAGUGUGUUUAUAAAGAGUGAGAGAUCCAUUACUCGACCCCCUCAUUUGAGUAAUCGAUCAGUGACUUCUGAACCUCGGCAGCACAAUGCAGAAGCAGCCCUGCUGGAGGAGACUGCAAACUUACAGAAACCAGUGAAUGAUGAAGUACAGAGAGUCAAAGACCGGCUCAAAACCAGCAUGAUAGACAAGUAUGAGAGAUUAUUUGAGGGAAACAAACUUCAAGAGAAUGAAACCCUCCUGAACAGGAUCUACACACAGCUCUACAUCAUAGAGGGAGAGAGAGAAGGAGUGAAUGAAGAACAUGAGGUUUUACAGAUGGAGAAAACAGCCAGAACACAAGACACUUCGAUCCACUGCAAUGACAUCUUUAAAGCCUCUCCUGAACCAGGACGCCAGGAGAAAGACCAAAUCAAGACUGUUCUUACUAAAGGCAUCGCUGGGAUCGGGAAAACCGUCUCUGUGCAGAAGUUCAUUCUGGACUGGGCCGAGGGAAAAGACCAUGACAAUAUAGAUUUCAUGUUUCUGCUUCCAUUUCGAGAGCUGAACUUGAUCCGAGAUCGUCAGUACAGUCUUCACACACUUCUGCUGGUCCUUCAUCCUGAACUUCAAGAUCUGGACUCAAAGAUGUAUGAGGAGUGUAGAGUUGUGUUCAUCUUUGAUGGUCUGGAUGAAAGCAGAAUCACACUGAUGUUUUCAGACACUCAGGAAGUUUCUGAUGUGACUGAGACUUCAUCAGUGGGUGUGUUGAUGUCAAACCUCAUUAAAGGAGAUCUGCUUCCCUCGGCUCUCAUCUGGAUCACCUCCAGACCAGCAGCAGCCAAUCAGAUCCCCUCCAAAUACAUCAACCGUCUGACAGAGAUUCAGGGAUUCAAUGAGCCUCAGAAGGAGGAAUAUUUCAGGAAGAGAAUCAGUGACGAGCAUCAAGCCAGCAGAAUCAUCUCUCACAUCAGAAGAGCAAGAAGCCUCCACAUCAUGUGCCACAUACCCGUCUUCUGCUGGAUCUCCUCCACUGUGCUUCAGAAGCUCCUGGAAGAAGAUCUGAGUGCAGAAAUCCCUCAAACUCUGACUGAAAUGUACAUCCACUUCCUGCUGAUUCAGAUCCACAUGAGGAAUCAGAAGUAUGAAGAGAGAGAUCCAGAGACACUCCUGCAGUCCAACAGAGAAGUGAUUGUGAAACUUGCUGAAGUGGCUUUCCAUCAGCUGAUGAAGGGCAAUGUGAUGUUCUAUGAGGAGGACCUGAUUGAGAGCGGCAUAGACGUCACUGACGCCUCAGUGUAUUCUGGGAUUUGCACUGAGCUCUUUAAGGAGGAAUCUGUGAUUCAUAAGAGGAAAGUCUACAGCUUCAUUCAUCUGAGCGUCCAGGAGUUUCUCGCUGCUUUCUAUGUUUUUUUCUGCUAUGGAAGCACCUUGGAUACCCUCAAGUUUUUUGAUUCAAUGCAUAAUCUGCUUAGAGGAGCAGUAGAUAAAGCCCUUGAGAGUGAGAAUGGCCAUCUGGAUCUGUUCCUGCGGUUCCUGCUGGGCGUCUCACUGGAGUCCAAUCAGAGACUCUUACAGGAUCUACUGACACACACAGAGAACAGCUCAGAGAGCAUCAGGAGAACCACACAGUACAUUAAAAAGAAGAUCAAAGAUGGACAUGGACUCUCCACUGAAAGAUCCAUCAAUCUGUUCCUCUGUCUGCUGGAAGUGAAAGAUCAGACUCUGUCCAGAGAGAUUCAGGAGUUUGUGAAAUCAGACAAACACUCAGAGAAGAAACUCUCUCCUGCUCACUGCUCAACAAUCGCCUACAUGCUUCAGAUGUCAGAGGAGGUGCUGGAUGAGCUGGACUUCAACAAAUACAACACAUCAGAUGAGGGGAAAAGGAGACUGAUACCAGCUGUGAUCAACUGCAGGAAAGCUCUUCUUGCAGGCUGUAACCUCACUGCUCUGAGCUGUGAAAUUGUGUCCUCAACUCUAAAAUCCCCAAACUCUGUCCUGAGAGAACUAGACCUGAGUAACAAUGACCUGCAGGAUUCAGGAGUGAAGCUGCUCUCUGAUGGGCUGAAGAGUCCAAACUGUCAGCUGGAGAUACUCAGGUUGUCCGGCUGUAUGGUGACAGAGGAAGGCUGUGGUUAUGUGUCUUCAGCUCUGAGUUCAAACCCCUCACACCUGAGAGAGCUGGAUCUGAGCUACAAUCACCCUGGAGAAUCAGGAGUCAAGCUGCUCGCCGACAAACUGAAGGAUCCAAACUAUAAACUGCAGAUACUCAAUCUGGAUUAUGGAAGGCCCCUCUGUAUCAAACCAGGUCUACGCAAAUAUGCCUGUGAUCUCACACUGGAUCCAAACACCGCAAACACUCAUCUCAUCCUCUCUGAGGGGAACAGAAGGAUCACAUAUGUGAAAGAGUGUCAGCCGUACCCUGAUCAUCCAGAGAGAUUCGCUGAUAAUCCUCAGGUUCUGUGUCGAGAGAGUCUGACUGGACGCUGUUACUGGGAGGUUGAAUGGGGCCUUGGGGACAAUGAACGGGGCUCAUGGGCUCGUAUAGCAGUGGCUUAUAAAGGAAUCAGCAGGACUGGAGGGACUGUCUGUAAGUUUGGAUACAAUGACAAAUCAUGGUGUCUUUUCUGCAAUAGUAAAGGAUUUACUGUCUGGCACAGUAAUGUAAGCAAUAAUAUAUCAACCCAUGAACCAACAUCUAAGAGAGUUGGAGUGUAUCUGGACAUGUCGGCUGGCACUCUUUCCUUCUACAGCGUCUCUGAUACACACACACUCACACACUUACACACGUUCAAUGACACAUUCACUGAACCCCUCUAUGCUGGAUUUAAGGUUUUUGAGUCUGAACUGUGUCUGUCAGAUUUAACAACAGAGAGACAAUUGACAACGCUUCUACCUCCAUUAUAAUCUUGGUCAAAUGGCUAUAAGUGGGAAAGUUUGGUAAAAUUUGUGAAAAUCAAUAUAUACAGUAGAUAAUGAAAAUAUACUAUUUAACUGCAAAUUUAGCAAAUGUUACAUUGAGAAAAACAUGUUGUAAAACAUUAAUGUGUAAAAGCACCAAACAGUCAAUGCGCUUAAAAUACUUAACUCUGUUUAUCAAUGAGUCAUCAAAAAUACAGAAUCUGACUUGCAUUUCUCUGAAUCGAGUCUCAGUCGAGGUGGUCAGAUGGUGGUUCUGGUUCUGGAUUCACUUGUUGACAGUGUUGGGGAAAGUUACUUUGAAAAGUACACGCAACACCUCUGCUUUUACAAUUUUUCUCAACACUAGGGACGGGAGCUGUCAGUCAAUAAAUGGGAAAACAAAGUAACAUUUUUGAAAAAGUAGAUAUAAAAAAGAUAUUUUGUUGUAAAAGUAAUGCAUUGCUGUACUAGUUACUUUUAAAAGUAAUCUGAUUACAUAACUCAAGUUACUUGUACUGCUUGUUUAUUCUCAGAAACACAAGAGUGCAGUUUUUACUGCCCUGGUUAUAAAACGCAACCGAAACUGUGAAACUAAAGCUUAUCAAACCUUUUAAUUUGUUGUAAUCCAGGUUCUUGUGGUUAGUCAUCACUUCCUGACUAUAUUCAUGAAAUGUAUACAUUGUAGUUUUAGAUGUGCAGUUUGUUUCAUUUUAUGUUCCUGUUCUUUUUAUUUGAUUUAUUUUAGCAUAGAAUAACUUUAUUUAGUAGUUCGGGGAGAAGAUAUUGAUAAAGCGUAAUUUCAGAGAAAUCCUUUUGUUUCCCAAAGGUCUGAAUCAGGAAAUAGAUUAUAGUAUGGUUUAUUGAUCCUUUGCCAUCUAUUCUCUUCUUCCUUUAUUUCCCCCUUCUUCUCUCCUUCUUUUCUUCCCAAAUCUUAUAGUAGAGUAGUACACCUGAUGGUGAUUGCUAGAGUGUAUAAAGCAGAAUAUAAUGUUGCUUCUCUUGAUAUCUGAUGAUGGCCUUGACAAUGGCUGGAACGUCACGUUUUUUAAUAAAUAGGCCUAAAGUAGGAUUUUUUUAAGAGUUAGUGUUGCACAUCUUUCCUAUUUACCUUCAUUUUAGAUUUUUGGUUACACCUCCUCUUUUGUUGAUAGUGCAUCUCUUUUUAAUAUUUUCUUUGUAUACCCUUUUCUUUGUAAUGAAAUGUGGCACUGUAUACUCUUUUGGUCUAUUCUCAGAAUAAAAAGUUUUAAAUCUCA
This is a messenger RNA of Pimephales promelas (fathead minnow), 5248 nucleotides long. RefSeq names its product protein NLRC3-like. NCBI's taxonomy places the organism in Eukaryota, Metazoa, Chordata, Actinopteri, Cypriniformes, Leuciscidae. Gene Ontology annotation, molecular function: protein binding. The record is from RefSeq and is a predicted model, not a curated record.